GGUGGAGGAGGAGGCGGGUUGGGCAGCUUGGGUCCCCCAUGAAGAUGUUUGAGACCCCCGACGGGGCCGCCGCCCGCUCGGGCCGGGACCUCUGGGCCGAAAUCUGCUCCCGUCUGCCCGACCCCGACCAGGAGGACGUGGCCGGUGACGCCUUCUCGGACUCCUUCGCAGACUCCUGUCCCCAGGGGGGUGACCGGGGGCAAGGGGCUGACUUCUCCUCGAAUCCGGCUCUGAAGCCCUGGGCCCCCCUGCAGGACUCGGACAUCUAUUUAGCCUCUUUGGAGAGGAGACUGAGGCGCGUCAAGGGCCUGAGCCAGGAAGUGACCUCCAAGGAGAUGUUGCAGACCCUGGCCCGGGCCAAGGAGGAAUAUUGGGACCGGUUCCUGCAGGAGAAGCUGGAGUCGGAGGUGUUCGUGGAUGGGCUGGUUGCCGACGAGAGCACUCUGGAGCACUUCAGGCGGUGGCUCCAGCCAGACAAGGUGGCCGUCAGCACCGAGGAGGUCCAGUGCCUCAUCCCCCCCGACCCCCCGGCCGAGAAGGCGGAAGCCGGGCACGCGCCGUCGCCCGCGGAACAGUGACGCCCACCCGGGGCCCAGCGGCCGACUCGGAGCCGGGAAGCUGAGGCGGCAGCGGCGAAGGAACGGCCCGCAAAGGAAAGAGGAAUCCGAGGAGCGAGCGGCCGCCGGCCCGGACUGACCCUCCGCCGCUGCCCUCGCGGCUGCUCCUCCCUCGUGCCCUCCGGGGCCACGGGGCCUCUGGUGGGCCUGGAAAAGGGGGUCGUGAACGAAGGCGGCGGGCCGCCGGUGCUCCGCGGGCCAGAACGCUUCCCGGGUGCGGGGGCUCGGACCCUCCCGCGGCAGCUGGCCGCCCCAGCCGCUCCAUCCUGGGCCCUCUGGGCUCUCGCCUGUCCCGCCAUCGACCCCCGGCCCACGUCAUCCCCCGGGCCUGGAAUGCCCUCCCUCUGCCCAUCC
Molecule: messenger RNA, 971 nt
Organism: Tachyglossus aculeatus (Australian echidna)
Lineage: Eukaryota; Metazoa; Chordata; Mammalia; Monotremata; Tachyglossidae
Gene: CCDC32
Product: coiled-coil domain containing 32
Exons: 4
Coding region: 39-578 (179 amino acids)
Biological process (GO): cilium organization
Source: RefSeq, a predicted model, not a curated record